Molecule: messenger RNA, 1727 nt
Organism: Exaiptasia diaphana
Lineage: Eukaryota; Metazoa; Cnidaria; Anthozoa; Actiniaria; Aiptasiidae
Product: sulfide:quinone oxidoreductase, mitochondrial
Exons: 9
Coding region: 71-1390 (439 amino acids)
Cellular component (GO): mitochondrion
Molecular function (GO): sulfide:quinone oxidoreductase activity; FAD binding
Source: RefSeq, a predicted model, not a curated record
GCGAUCAAGGGUUCYGAAGGACGUGCAGUUUUUCCCAGCACAAAUUGAUUUUGAUUUCAUUUGAUUCACGAUGUUGRGCCGAAGGCAGCUGAUUUUGCUGGCUUCAAGAAGUCGCAGUCUGUCGACAAGUUCAACUAGAACUGCAAAACUACCUUAUCAGUUUGUUGUUGUUGGUGGAGGAGCUGGCGGACUGUCGAUCGCUUCUUCUCUGAGUCGGCGAUUUGGCAAAGGCCAUACAGCUGUUAUAGAGCCUUCUGAGUAUCACUACUAUCAGCCAUUAUGGACUCUGGUUGGUGGAGGGAUAAAGYCRUUGAGUGAAUCUGCACAACUCACUGCAAAUGUCAUGCCGCCAAAUGUAACAUGGUACAAGACAAAAGCACAUGAAUUUAAACCAAAUGAAAAYCUUGUUACUUGUGAAGAUGGAACAGAGCUCAAGUAUGAUUUUAUGGUAGUAGCGACUGGUCUCCAACUACGGUUUGAUAUGGUCAAAGGUCUUCCAGAAGCUCUCCACACACCAGGAGUAGGAUGCAACUACUCAGUUGACACSGUGCUAGAUACAUGGAAAAACAUACAAGACUUCAAAGGAGGAAAUGCAAUCUUCACGUUACCAAACACUCCCAUUAAAUGCCUUGGWGCACCACAAAAGAUUAUGUACAUCACAGAAGAAAUAAUGAGAAAGAAUGGUAUUAGACACAAUAGUAAUGUCAUAUUCAAUACAGCUCUUGGGAAAAUAUUUGGUGUGGAAAAGUAUGCAAAAGCUCUCUCGCAGAUUGUUCAAGAGCGUGACAUUAAACUUAACUUCUUCCAUAAUCUUGUUGAAGUCAAUGCMGACACAAAAGAAGCUGUUUUCGAAAUCUUAAAUGGUACAGGUCCUGAUAAAGAAUUCAAAACUUUCAAGUAUGAUUUCCUUCAUGUCACGCCACCAAUGAGUGCCCCAGAGUGCCUAAGAGGAAGCCCUAUAUCAGAUGCCAAUGGAUUUGUGGAUGUGGAUAAAAUUACAAUGCAACACAAAAAGUACAAUAACAUAUUUGGUAUUGGUGACUGCACUAAUUCACCAAAUGGMAAGACAGCUGCAGCUGUGGCUGGUCAGUCUGGUGUCUUGAAAAAGAACUUGUUUGCACUUUUAGAUGGCAAACCGAUGACAGGACAGUAUGACGGAUACACGUCCUGCCCUUUGGUAACUGGUCAUGGAAAACUGAUUUUGGCAGAAUUUGAUUUCAAUGGAGAACCUCUUGAAACUUUCCCAUUUGACCAAAGCAAGGAAAGAACAUCAAUGUACUAUAUGAAAAAGGACAUUCUACCGGAAGUCUAUUGGAAUGGUCUGAUAAAGGGAUUAUGGCCUGGAGUUGGAACCGUGAGAAAAGCACUUCAUCUGGGGCUCAAGAAUUAGAUAGAAACAUGUCCAAAUGUGCUGAGAAUAGUCGCAUAUUGCAAGAAAAGUGUCUCUGGAUGUGAUUCUGGAUGUAAAGAUCUUCUUGUAUUUGUUAUAAGCUUACAACGACUGGAGCAAGAGACAUUUUGUAGAAUUUUGUAAAAUUUAAGAUCAGUCGCAGUGUGUUGUACGUAUGGAAAUUUAAAUGAUGAUUCAAAAAUAAAAUAGACACACGUACUUUUGUAAAUCAUAUAGGUGCGGAUGACAAAGUUUGAUAAAGUAUUACUGAAAGAUUCMUGGUAAUACAAACUCUGUUUUAGAUGAAUAAAUUAAAAUAAUAUAUCUACCUGCGUAA